UCCCACCCAAGUCCAUUUUCCCUGUGGCGCCAUGGCAAAAAGUGACACGGCUGUUCUUCUCGCUUCCAGGAUCGGCACAGCCGCGCUGGCUAUUCAGGUGGUUGGCAGCAACUGGCCGAAGCCCCAUUAUACUUUGCUGAUCACAGGCCUGUGCAGAUUCCAGAUCCUGCAGCUGGUGAAGGAGAAGCCCUACCCUGUCGCGGACGUGGAACAGCUGGAUCGGCUGGAGCAGUUUACCAACAAGUCCGCCUCCGAGGAAGAACUGGGGGAGCUGUCGGAGCAGUUCUAUAAAUACGCAGUGCAGUUGGUUGACAUGUUGGAUAUGUCAAUUCCCGCCGUGGCUAAACUGAGGCGCCUGUUGGACAACCUGCCGAGAGAAGCUUUACCGGACAUAUUAACCUCAAUCAUCCGUACCAGCAACCAGGAAAAGCUCCAGAUUUUAGAUGCUGUUGGCUUGGAAGAACGGUUCAAGAUGACCAUACCAUUGCUCGUUAGGCAGAUCGAAGGCUUGAAGCUCCUUCAGAAAACCAGGAAACCCAAACAGGAUGAUGACAAGAGGGUCAUAGCUAUACGUCCCAUCCGAAGGAUCGCCCACAUCCCAGGCGCUGCCGAAGACGAGGAGGACGAAGAAGACCAUGAUGAUAUUGUCAGCCUUGAGAAGAAAGUUCGGACCUCCAACAUGCCUGAGCAGGCUUUGAAAGUCUGCAUAAAAGAAUUGAAAAGAUUAAAGAAAAUGCCUCAGUCAAUGCCAGAAUACGCCUUAACCCGGAAUUAUUUGGAACUGAUGGUAGAACUGCCCUGGAACAAAAGUACAAAAGAUUGCCUGGAUAUCCGGGCAGCCAGGAUUCUCCUGGACAAUGAUCAUUAUGCGAUGGAGAAGCUGAAGAAAAGAGUGCUGGAAUAUUUAGCGGUCAGGCAACUCAAGAACAACCUGAAGGGCCCCAUCCUUUGCUUUGUGGGCCCCCCUGGAGUUGGAAAGACCAGCGUGGGAAGAUCUAUAGCAAAGACAUUGGGGCGAGAAUUCCAUCGGAUUGCCUUAGGCGGAGUCUGUGAUCAGUCGGACAUCCGAGGACAUCGGCGUACCUAUGUCGGUAGCAUGCCCGGGCGGAUCAUCAAUGGGUUGAAAACGGUCGGGAUGAACAAUCCAGUGUUCCUGCUCGAUGAGGUUGAUAAGCUCGGGAAGAGCCUGCAGGGCGAUCCUGCAGCUGCUUUGCUUGAGGUCUUGGAUCCUGAGCAAAACCACAGCUUCACAGAUCAUUACUUGAACGUAGCCUUCGACUUGUCUCAAGUCCUGUUCAUAGCCACAGCGAACACGACGGCCACCAUCCCACCAGCUUUGUUGGACAGAAUGGAGGUGAUUCAGGUUCCAGGAUACACGCAAGAAGAGAAGAUAGAGAUUGCCCAUCGGCAUUUGAUUCCAAAACAGCUGGAACUGCAUGGAUUGACCCCUCAGCAGAUCCAGAUUCCCCAGGAAGCAACUCUGGCGAUAAUCACCAGCUAUACCCGGGAGGCAGGAGUUCGCUCUCUGGAUCGCAAAUUUGGCGCCAUUUGCCGAGCAGUUGCCGUGAAAGUGGCAGAAGGCCAGCACAAGGAGACAAAGCCAGACCGCUCCGAAGCAACAGAGGGAGGAGAGUGCCAAGAACAUAUUGCAGAAGAUGCAAAAACUGAUUCUCUCGGUGACACCGCUGACCUGGCUCUUCCACCUGAAAUGCCAAUUUUAAUCGAUUUCCAUGCUCUGAAAGAUAUCCUUGGGCCACCAAUGUACGAACUGGAGGUGUCUGAGCGGCUGAAUCAACCUGGGGUAGCCAUAGGCUUGGCUUGGACUCCCUUAGGCGGGGAGAUCAUGUUUGUUGAAGCCAGUCGCAUGGAUGGGGAAGGCCAGCUCACGCUAACGGGGCAGCUGGGCGACGUCAUGAAGGAGUCGGCCCAUCUUGCAAUCAGCUGGUUGCGCAGCAACGCAAAGAAAUAUCAACUGACAAAUGCUUCUGGAAGUUUUGAUCUCCUUGACAACACCGACAUCCAUCUGCACUUCCCAGCUGGAGCUGUCACAAAAGAUGGACCAUCUGCUGGCGUUACCAUAGUAACCUGCCUUGCCUCCCUUUUCAGUGGGCGGCUCGUGCGUUCAGAUGUAGCCAUGACUGGAGAAAUUACGCUAAGGGGUCUCGUUCUGCCAGUUGGAGGAAUUAAAGACAAAGUCCUUGCAGCACACAGAGCUGGACUGAGAAGAAUCAUCAUCCCUCAAAGAAAUGAGAAGGAUCUUGAAGAGAUUUCUGCCAACAUACGACAAGAUCUGAAUUUUGUAAUGACCAGCUGUCUAGAUGAAGUUCUCAAUGCAGCUUUUGAUGGAGGGUUUUCAGCUAAGACAGGAAUUGAUCACUUCAAUAGUAAACUUUAAGCAGUUUGAGUUUUCUCAAAGAGCGAAACACAAAGUCAGCGUUCAUUUGCCAGGCAGUUAAUAAUGUGGGAGGGCAUUAAAGUUGGCCCAUAUGUGCAUUUGUGGGGAGUACUCUGCAGCUAGAUAGAUAUUGAAUGUUAAAGCUCUUAAUGAUAGUUGAUGUGCUGUUCCCUUCCCGCCCCCUGGCCAUUAAGCUUCCAUUAGAGGGAAACACUAGUAUCCAAUGACAAUUUUUUUUUAAAUUUAAAUUUAAUGUGGAUCUAAUUUCUUUUCAUUUUCGAAGAGCCUAACAUGAAUGUCAGGAUCUGCCUUUCUGAACUGUCAAGAGUUUUAAUUAAAUUGUCAUUGUUGUUGAGCUAGUGCCAUACAUGUUUGUGGGUUUUGACCCUAAGAUAAUGUGCACAAUACUGCAACAGGCCAUUGUAGGUACAGUCCUGAGAUGUGGAGGACACACCAUCAGUGAGAAGGAGAACAUUAAUCACUUCAGCAUCAGGAUAUGAAGCAUGUGGCUGAUUGCUCAGAAUGAUUGGUAUGGGCAGUGGGAAAUAAAGAGAUCUUGCUUUUCCUCCUUUAAUACAAUGAGAAUUCUUAGGCCCCUCAUACUUUAGCUAUUUAAAAUUUAAAGCUAGCAAUCUACUUUAAAAUGAUGGAGAAAGAAAUAAUUCACAGCUUUUCUGUGCAACAGGUGAUGUGACUAAUUUGUCAUAGAGCCAAGUGUCUAAUUUGGAACCUGUAUAAUAAAGUGUAAUUAUUUUCUGCAGGA
Messenger RNA from Pogona vitticeps (central bearded dragon), 3158 nucleotides. The record is from RefSeq and is a predicted model, not a curated record. NCBI's taxonomy places the organism in Eukaryota, Metazoa, Chordata, Lepidosauria, Squamata, Agamidae.